This is a messenger RNA of Helianthus annuus (common sunflower), 1397 nucleotides long. RefSeq names its product NAC domain-containing protein 100. Gene Ontology annotation, molecular function: DNA binding. The record is from RefSeq and is a predicted model, not a curated record. The coding region runs from base 251 to 1183 and encodes 310 amino acids. The transcript has 3 exons. Gene Ontology annotation, biological process: regulation of DNA-templated transcription. NCBI's taxonomy places the organism in Eukaryota, Viridiplantae, Streptophyta, Magnoliopsida, Asterales, Asteraceae.
CUCAAUCUUUAAGCUUACACUAUCUUUUUGUUGUACUUUAUAUCCUCAUUUUCAUGGCUGUUUUUUUCUACUUCUUCAAUGAUUUCCAAUAACUUUCAAGGCCAUUAUAUCCCUAUAUGUAUUCUCACUCAACCCAAACCAUUUGAUGAACAACCCACAUGAAACCUUGGCCUAAAAACUCAUUUUGUGCAUAAAGUUUGUAACCUUUUGAGUUUUAAAAAGAGAAAGGUUAAAGGGUUUUAGCCUUUAAAUGAUGGAGAACCUCUCUAGGCCUUCUCAAGAAGAAGAUCAAAUGGAUAUGCCUCCGGGAUUCCGAUUUCAUCCUACCGAUGAAGAACUAAUCACUCAUUACUUGCUAAACAAGGUUAUGGACUACACCUUUUUUGCUAAAGCAAUUGGAGAAGUUGACAUGAAUAAGAUUGAGCCUUGGGAAUUACCUGGGUUGGCGAAAAUGGGUGAAAACCAGUGGUAUUUCUUCUGUAUUCGGGAUAAGAAGUACCCGACUGGAUCGCGCACAAACAGAGCUACUGCUACCGGUUAUUGGAAGGCCACCGGAAAAGAUAAGGAGAUCUUAAGGGGGCGGUUGCUUAUCGGAAUGAAGAAAACCUUAGUUUUCUACAUGGGGAGAGCUCCAAAAGGGGAAAAGACUAAUUGGGUAAUUCAUGAAUAUAGAUUAGAGGGUAAAUUCUCUCAGCAAAACUUACCAAAAUCAGCAAAGACCGAAUGGGUGAUUUGCCGUGUGUUUCAUAAGAAUUCAGGAGAACAAAAGGUGCACAUUUCAGGAUCAAUGAGGACGAAUUCGGGUGGCGUUGCUACUUCUCUACCACCAAUGAUGAACUCUUCGACAACUUUUGGUGGAAGGAUCAUCAAUCCAAGCAUAUCCAACUCGACUCACGUACACUGCUUCUCCAAUCCAGUUAUCCCAAUUGAACCCAAUCCAGUUAUGCAACAAUUUCCUUCUGGUUCUCCAUUUUCGGCGUAUGAUCACGCAAUCUUGAAGGGUGUAUUCGGGCCCAACGGUCAUGGAAUGAAGAUGGAGACAGAGAUGGUUACAAGUUCACAAGACACCGAAAUUUCGUCGAAUCUUGAAAAGGGUAAGAGGGGAAUUGAAGAUGAGCAUGAUUAUGAAGGCCCAUCAACUUCAUUUGGACCGGUUGAUUUGGAUUGCUUAUGGAAUUAUUGAACCAAUAAUUGGAAUCAAGAAGUAGUUUAUGAAGAUGAAUGGAUGAUAGUUUGUGUUGUUGAUGUUGAAAGAUUGAAACAGAUUGAUAGUUGAGUUUAGACAAAGAUUUUUUUUUUUUUUUUUAAGAUUAUGAAGAUUGAAAGAAGAAAUUAGGAGAUAGUGGUUAUUUUGUAGUAAUAAUGAGGUAAUUAGUGAUAGUACUUUGGGUUUCUUA